AUGACGCGAUAUCUGGCUAAAGUAAGAGACACCCUACAGCGGUUCACCGAAUGGACGAUCGAAAAACUAAAACGAAUUGAAAAUGGGCGCACCGACGCCUUGGUAGGCAUAACUGUCUCCCUCCCCAUUAAAGAAGCCAUAUUGUUGCCUAUACAUGUGCAAGCCAACCCUUCCGUCGCGGAAGCUUCCACUUGCAAUGCCAUUAAGGCAAACCAAGCAGACGGCCAAGAGUGGUCGAACGACAUUAUAGAGUACCUUCGGACAAGCACUCUACCCGAGGAUCCCAAGCAGACACACAAGAUCCGGGUGCAAGCCGCCCGUUUCACCUUGAUCGGGGGGCACUUAUACAAGCGGUCCUUCACAGGUCCCUAUCUCCGGUGCCUAAACCACUCAGAGGUCCUGUAUGUAUUAGCUGAAUUGCACGAGGGAGUAUGUGGAAAUCAUUCUGGAGGUCGAUCUUUGGCGCAUAGGGCCCAUUCGCAAGGAUAUUAUUGGCCCACAAUGAAGAAGGAUGCGACAACCUAUGUCAAAAAAUGUGACAAAUGCCAAAGGCAUGGCCCCAUACCACAUGUACCGUUGGGGACAUUGAAGCCAAUUUCAGGCCCCUAG
Vitis vinifera (wine grape) is the source of this 609-nucleotide messenger RNA. RefSeq lists its product as uncharacterized. The coding region runs from base 1 to 609 and encodes 202 amino acids. The record is from RefSeq and is a predicted model, not a curated record. The transcript has a single exon. Lineage: Eukaryota; Viridiplantae; Streptophyta; Magnoliopsida; Vitales; Vitaceae.